AUGCUGUAGGAGGUGACGUUGCGGAAAAGCGAGAGUGCCGAAAAGCUCGGACUGACUGUGUGCUAUAGUUCUGGUUCCGGCAGCGAGGACGUCGAUACCGAGGUUUAUAUUUCGGAAAUAGUUCCUGAAAGUCUCGCAGCCCGGGAUGGCCGGUUACGAGAAGGAGAUCAAAUCUUGCAGGUCAAUGGCAAGGAUGUUGCAAACAAGGAGCAGACCGAGAAUCUGUUUGCGGAGACGAAAAACGCAGUGACUAUUCUCGUCAGUCGAUGUGUAUAUCAAGACGAUGAAUAUGAUGAUAGGCGUAUCUAUCAACAAGAUUUGCCGCCGCUUUCGCCCGAAAACCCACCAGCAUAUCAAAAUAGCAUGAUCGAGCAGUUGAUCCGUCAACAGCAACAACAAACGAAAGAAAACAACGAGGGAGACAAUUGUAGCUUGAAAGCACCUCCACCCAUACCAUCACACACUCAACAGCAACAGCAGCAACCGCCGCUGUCGCAACAACAACAAUCUAGUAACAUCUUUUCCACAAAUUCAUCACCCACAUGUUCAUCGCAGAACUCACAGAAAUUUGUCGACAAGAACGCGACCUUGCCAGAGCAUCACACGGAAGAAUGCAAUAAGCAACGAAUGCACGAAUCGCUGAUGGAUUGUUCAAAGAGACUCGAGGGUAUAUCUCUACGUGGUCAGCAAUCAAGUCCAUUAGCGACAACACCACUGUCAGUGAAACUUAUCGAGGCAUACUCGAGCCAUGUAUGGAGUGAUAUUGAGCAUAUCUACGAAACAAUACCAGAAUCGGACAGCGAGCCAAUCUACUCAUCGCCAUACGAGCACCAUCAGCAACAUUGGAUGCAACAAACAAACCAUGCCAUGACAACGCAACAUGGUGAAACCGUGCAAAACCAUUUGACCAGCGGACAGCAGAAUCAGAAGUGGCAUUCUUCCUCAAAAAGCAACAGUUCCGGCGAAGAAAAAGAUAGCUCGAGUGCUUACAAUACCGGCGAGUCCUGUCACAGUAAUCCUCUAACUCUGGAGCUGCAUCAGGGUGAGAGGGAUCAUUAUAUGAGCACGUUGGUAUUGUGCCCGCCAAAGACGUUGCAGCAGCAACAACAGCAGAAAGGUGGUUGUAAUUGUCCCAUGCCGGUGACGCCAACCGCAACGUUCGCAGUAACAAAACAAUCAUCGAAAAACCAGAAUGUAAAGAAAAGUUCAUUGUCGUCGUAUUAUCACAGAGAUCGUAAUGAACCUUCGUCGAUAAACGUCAACACUAUGGCAGCCAAUACUAUGUACACGAACGUGGCAAAUUUGCAACAAACAAUGAUGCUGCAACAGCAGCUGUUUAAGCAAGCUCUCAACCGCAAAAAUUUCACAUCUAAAGAGAUAUCCACAAGCAGUGCGAAGAAACCCAAGUCAUAUGGCAACUUCCAGGCACCAAAUCUUACACAAUACCAGUUUAUCGGUAGUCAACAAGUAUGCACGUCUACUACUUGGGUACCACCGGAAGACAAGAACGAGGUGCAAAUGGAAUGGAAAGUAAAAAGGAGAGCGGAUGGAACGAGAUACAUUGCCAGACGACCAGUCAGGAAUAGGAUACUUCGGAAUCGAGCGAUCAAGAUAACAGAAGAAAGAGCCGGUCACACCACCGAGGACGAUACUAUGUCAGAAAUGAAGGUCGGACGCUAUUGGAGCAAAGAGGAGCGUAAACGGCAACUGGAACGUGCACGCGAACGCAAACAACGUCAACAGGAACUGAUACUGCAACAGCAACAGCAGCAGAUACAACAGACUAAUGAUGUGCUGAUAUGCGAGCAUACAGAGGAAAAGAUAUCCAAAAAGCCGUUGAACAUUGUCGAACUAAGUCAUAAGAAGAUGGUGCGUAAAAAAACGACUCUGGAUGAAUUUGCCACCGUGCAAGAAAUGUUGGUUCACGGAAACAGGGUGGGCGCAGGUGGACCUGGCACGGGUGGGAAAUUAAUGGGUUUACUGUCGGUCACCACGGUGUAAAUAGACUCGCGUACCCUUCAUACAAAUUAAUCAUUUGAAUAUCAGAAUUCCGAAAAUAAGUGCAAGAACGUUUUAUGGAUAAUUAUGUGAAUAACUUUUAUAUUAUGCCAGAAAAAUUUUACAUUUUUGAGCGGUGUAACACUCCUCUCGAAUUAUCUUUUAUACCAACCUCCCGCCUGCAAAUAUGUGCCUCACACAAAUCGCAAAGGCAAUAUUAUAAAGAAUAAAGAAUGCUGCACAGACUUUUGCAUGAUGCUUCAUAACGCAUAAGGCAUAAGACACGAAGCAUAAGGCAUAAAACAAGUAAUAAAAGUAUGAAAUGAGGGACAUUGAUUGAUUAAUUAUCUUGUGCCUUAUUAUGUAAAAAAGCUGAAGUAGACUUUCGCAUAACACAUACGUAAGUAAAGCAUAAAGUACAAGAAAAUCGUUUAAUCAGGGUCCUUUUAUUUUAUGAGGAAGAAGGAAAAAAAUUACUUUCAUUAAUUUAUUUUCUUAUGCGUUAUGUAAGACUGUGCUCUCGCUCAAAGUCUGUACAACCACCUUAUAAUGGGUUGUACAAUGAGUCGAUAAUCAAAAGUCUCAAUCAGUCUUAAUCUUAAUGGUACAAGUUGGCAACUGAUCAACUUCACUGAUUAAGGCUUACAAGACUUCCUGCUUAAGACUUCCGAGUCGGAAGUUCUGACUACAGACUCAUUGUAAAACUCCGAUUAAAGCGGGUAACAAAGACUCUUGCAUAAUGUGUAAGACAUAAGCAAAUCAACCAGAGUUCUUUAUUUCAUGGAAAGAAAGAAAAGGAAGAACACCGAUUGGUUGAUUUUCUUAUGUCUUAUAUAUUACACUUUAUACCAGAGU
This is a messenger RNA of Cyphomyrmex costatus, 2853 nucleotides long. RefSeq names its product SLo interacting protein 1 (gene Slip1). The transcript has 5 exons. Gene Ontology annotation, molecular function: protein binding. Lineage: Eukaryota; Metazoa; Arthropoda; Insecta; Hymenoptera; Formicidae. The record is from RefSeq and is a predicted model, not a curated record.